Cylindrotheca closterium is the source of this 2085-nucleotide messenger RNA. The record is from the annotation of a GenBank genome assembly. Lineage: Eukaryota; Bacillariophyta; Bacillariophyceae; Bacillariales; Bacillariaceae.
AUGAGUGCCUUUGCUUCGGGGCGUGCUGCCCUUCGUCUCUCCAGAAAUCGAGCGUCUACUUCGCAUUGGCAGUCACUGUAUCAGUCUACGCACACGGUUGCUACCCGAGGGUUGAUAGCAUCACACAACAUUCGACCGUAUGGUGCCCUUUGCCAACCUCCCCCUUCCUGGUCAAGUCCAGCAAGCAGGAUCUUUUCAACAUAUGAUGGGUCAUCCAUGACUCCAGCACAACUUCAACAGCUGGUACUGAAACAUUCUCUUCAGGACGAUCCUAUGGAGGCACACACAAUUUUGAAUCAACUCUUCAUGAUGGAUUCGAAGGAAGUCACACCCGAAAUUCAAACAGCCGUCAUGGAUUCUUGGAUUGUUUAUCAGUCGAAGUGUCAACAACAACUGAAUGAAUCUAUUUCUAGUGGUAGCAAUGAAUCCAACCUAAGCGAAGUGCACCGCAACGUCCACGAAAUGGGUAAGGCUGCCGAACAUGCGUCUCAAAUUCUCGAGUCUAUGGAUAGCCCAUCGCGCCAUCAUAUUGUGGCUGUUCUUAAAGCCUUGGCAAAUGUAUCCGAAGCUUCCCAUACUACCAGUGUUUUCAAAGGCGAUUUUGUGAGAGGAAUUCCUCAACGGGCUCAACACUUUUGGCAAAUCCAUGAGAAUUUGCCGAUCGAGGCCUCCAAUCAACUUCUGAGGGCCUGGGCUUACAGCAAGGAGUACUUGAGGGGUACCAUGGCGGAGCAAAUCUUUCAACAAAUUGAGCACCCCAAUGGCGAAUCAUACAAGAAUAUCAUUCGCGCCUGGUGUUGGAGUAAGGAGAGACGAUGUGCGUUCACGGCUACCGGUCACUUAAUGAGAAUGAUGCGAUUGUUGGAGACUGGAAAGUCGGAUAUGGAACCAUCUCUGGACGAUUAUCACGUCUUAUUCCACGCGUGGACUACAGCAGAAGACAAGAACGCUCCAUCCAAGGCAUGCAGCGUCAUCCAAAUUAUUUCUGGUGCACAUAAGCGGGGUCACACUGAAUUAGCACCGGAUGAGACAUGCUACAGGGAUACCUUGACUACCAUAUCUCGUCGGGUGAACGUACCCGAGGUUGGAGAGUUAGCCGACAACAUGCUCAAAGAAAUGAAGGAAGCGAUGUUCAUUCCUGAUUCAGAAUGUUACAGCGCGGCCAUUCAAGCUUGGAAUCACGUUGCUACAGCUCGAGAGAGCGAAGACCGAGAAGGAGCUGUCCAACGGGCGUUAGAUUUGCUGCAAGAAAUGACCAAGGCCUAUCAUCGAACCACAACUGUCACUAUUAGGCCGACUGUCAAAGACUACAACAAUGUCUUGGAGGCUCUGACUAUUUCGAAAAAUACCAAGGCGACGAGACAUGCCGAGACACUACUCACAGCAUUAGAAGAAGCCGAUACCUCAGCAGUAGACGGUCUGAAACCGAAUGCUGAGAGUUACAAGUUCACAUUUGACGUCUGGAAGAACAGCAAAUCACCCAACAAAGUUCCUCGCUCCCUGAACAUUCUUCGACGGAUGACGGAUCGGGCCGAGUUUUCGACCGAUGCUGAUCAGACCUAUGUGCCAGCCUUUAGUUCCUUUAUAGAUGUUUGUGCCAACUGUGGGAGCACCGAGAAUUCCAGAAAGACCAUGACACUGGUAUUGAGAAUAUUUGACGAGAUGAGAUCCAACGGCUUGCAACCGGAUUCUUCUACCUACGCAGCUCUUCUGGAAGCCUGUAAUAACCUCAUACAGGAUGGCCAAGAACGGCAAAAGGUCCUGAAACGAGUAUUUGUGAAAGCUUGCGAUGAUGGUUACGUCAACCAGACAGUGUUGGAGCAGUUCAAGAAAUCAGCAUCGACCUACAGCUUUGCCAAUGUAGUGAUCUCACAUAGCCGAGAAGUGGAAGGGAUGAAAGUUGUUCCCGAAUCUUGGACCCGCAACAUUCAGGGGUUCCAAGUCAAAACCAAGGGCGGUAAGCAAGUGUUGCCGCUGAGCAUUGGGGGUCAAUUUACCUUCACCAAGGCAGCUGCUGAGUACAAGAUGCGAAAACUGCGACAACGUCACAAUCAAAGACUGCUACAGGGAGGGCGUACAAAAUAA